UGAUUACCAAGGAUUUAAUCACCUGUUGAUCAUUCCUAGCGAGUCCAUCCAUGAUGGGAAAUCUAAUCUGGGCAUGUCCGUCCCGUUGCCAAAGACAACUGUAAAGUUGUUUAUAUCAUAUUGAUGAAACGUAUUUUUGACGAAGGUUUCUCAAUUUCAUCAAUUAUUACAAAGUUUCCCAAAAAAUGACAGCCAAAGCCACCACGAUCAAGGAGGCCCUCAAACGGCUUGAAGAUCGAACGAAGACCAACUCUUGCGACGAUAAAGAAAUCGAUCUGUGCUUUCAGUGGCCUCCGAUAGAGAAGAUGGACACUACGUUGUCUACGUUGAUUACCUGCGAAAAACUGUCGCUUUCCACCAACAUGAUAGAUAAAAUUUUCGGCCUUAGUGGAAUGAAGAACCUUCGGGUGCUGUCGCUUGGCAGAAACUACAUAAAAGCCAUAUCGGGCCUGGAAGGCGUUAGUGACACCCUCGAGGAGCUUUGGAUCAGUUACAACCUGGUUGAGAAACUGAAGGGUAUCAAUGUGCUCAAAAAGCUCAAGGUGCUGUACAUGAGCAACAACCUGGUGAAGGAUUGGGUCGAAUUCAACCGGUUGGCCGAUUUGCCUAUUCUGGAGGAUUUGCUGUUCGCCGGUAACCCAUUGGUGGAGUCCAUGGAGGAAAGCGUUUGGCGUGCUGAAGCUAGCAAACGGCUACUGUCCUUGAGGAAGCUCGACGGCGAGACAGUGAUUCGGGAGGAAAGCGAAGCACAGCCGGCACAGCAACCAGCGGGUCAACCAAUAAAAUCCGAAUAAAAUAAUCCAAAUCUUAUGCCCUCAAUGUGAACAAUUCUAGACAAAGUUUGUGCCUUUUCUAGCUGGAAUACUUUGGUUGGUAUGAUUGGUGUUCCGUUCCGUUCCUAGGGCACCAUUGCUCCGUCCUUUGGUUUUUGUGGUUCAAAAUUCAGUCCACUUAUAGGUAGGUGAGACUUUUAUUUAAAAAAUUAACGUCCAGGUGGAAGAUCAAUGGUACAACAUCAUUACCUAAAUUUACAAAAAAAAUGUUGUCUUUCCAUUUACAAACAGAUACGGUUGGAACCCGACCAGAAACGACGACCUCGAUAACAGCAGCUGGUCUGGUAUGAACUUGGUGUGCAUGAGAGU
Molecule: messenger RNA, 1142 nt
Organism: Armigeres subalbatus
Lineage: Eukaryota; Metazoa; Arthropoda; Insecta; Diptera; Culicidae
Product: dynein axonemal light chain 1-like
Exons: 2
Coding region: 186-794 (202 amino acids)
Biological process (GO): outer dynein arm assembly
Cellular component (GO): cytoplasm
Molecular function (GO): alpha-tubulin binding; dynein heavy chain binding
Source: RefSeq, a predicted model, not a curated record